Messenger RNA from Dryobates pubescens (Downy woodpecker), 733 nucleotides. Its product is annotated as zinc finger protein 517-like. The coding region runs from base 341 to 718 and encodes 125 amino acids. The record is from RefSeq and is a predicted model, not a curated record. Gene Ontology annotation, biological process: regulation of DNA-templated transcription. Lineage: Eukaryota; Metazoa; Chordata; Aves; Piciformes; Picidae. The transcript has 2 exons.
AACUGUAUUGCCAGUUCAUAUAAAUCACUGCCCCUUCUGCUGACCACCUGGACCUGUCACAGUAACCAUGUUGAUGGUCAUAGGUGCCUCAUCCCUGACACCAUUGCAGGUCAGGUUGCUUGGGGCUCUGAGCAACCUGCUCUAGUUGCAGAUGUCCCUGCUGACUGCAGGGGCUUGGACAAAGCGCCCUUCAAAGGUUCCUCCCAAUGUGAAGCAUUUCAUGAUUCUGAUGCUCUAAGCCUCUGCCGGUGGGCGCUCUGCCCCGGCUGGCUGCAGCCCCUGGCUAAUAAAUGCCGGCCAAGCCCCUUCUCCCCCGUGGCUGAGGCUGUCCCCGCGCGUGAUGGAGGCUGGGGUCGGUGUGUGGCAGGUACCGGUGACCUUCGAGGACGUCGCCGUCUACCUGAGCCGUGCCGAGUGGGAGGCCAUCAGCGAGGAGCAGCAGGAGCUGUACCGCAGCGUCAUGCUGGAUGUCUGCGAGCUCUUGAGAUCCCUGGGCAUCCAGGCAGAGCCCCCGCUGGGAACUGAGCAUGAGAUGUUUGGAGGUCACCAUCCUGGCUCCCGGCAGGAGGAGGUGUCCCAGCAGCCCACUGACCGUGAGUGGGGCUGGGGUGGGACACAGCCAGGUGGACCAAACGCUUGGCAGGCUGCCGGCGCAGGAGGGCUGUGUGCUGGCUGCCCCUGUCCGUGGCUGCUUGUGCCCUGCCGGUGCCUGCUGUAGCACUGUGCUGUCUGC